Molecule: messenger RNA, 860 nt
Organism: Uranotaenia lowii
Lineage: Eukaryota; Metazoa; Arthropoda; Insecta; Diptera; Culicidae
Exons: 2
Coding region: 20-796 (258 amino acids)
Cellular component (GO): extracellular region
Molecular function (GO): chitin binding
Source: RefSeq, a predicted model, not a curated record
AAUUGCUUUACUAUUCACAAUGUCGGUUAUCAUAUUGCUAAGUGUGGUCGCCAUCGUCUUGAAAUCUGUGGCUGGACAAACAACGCCUUCGGAUGUACCAGGAUUGAAGCUUAGCCGCACUUUUGAGCCUGGAACUUGCACCGGUGUGAGUUUUGGUUUGGUGUGCUCCGCUUGUAAUGCGAUAAAGAUUUGCUACGAAGGAAGUGAACUGGGAGUCAAUACCUGCCCAGGAACCUUACCGUAUUGUGUUUCCGGAAAUGCAGGGGCAAGCUGUUCUGAAACACCAUCAAGCGAUUGUGCCGAUACAGGAACGGAAUUACUUGAUCCUGUGUUUUGUACAGCAUUAGGUGUUCUGCCAGACGCUUCCAACUGUCGGAUCUACCACGUGUGCAAUGAUAUUGGUGUUCUAUCAGAUGUGUACCGAUGUCCUCCGUCGACUAUUUUCUACAUCGGAACGCGAAUGUGCAGAAGUCAAUCGUUUCAGACCUGCGGCAAGGUGACAUGUGGUACAACCAGUGGUUUUGUUUACUACAACACGUUUUUCAGACAGUAUUACGCAUAUUGCCUGGUGAGUGCCACUGGAAACAAAAUUAUCCUCAGUAAAUGUGCAGAUCGGGCUCAGUUUAAUAUGAACACCAAAAGUUGUGUUUUCAACUGUCCUGCGGCAGGAAAUUAUGCCAAUUCGAACAAUCCCAAGUCGUUUUACCAGUGUUAUUCUCUGAAUGGAGUUCUCACAUCACGAUUGGUCCAGUGCCCUUCGGGAAGUUUCAAUCAAACAUUGCAGUACUGCGUUUGAAAUAUACUUUUGAACGACUUAAUUUAGAGUGAAAUCAAAUUCGAAAAUAAAUUCAACAGGAAUG